UCGGCUGAUUGUCUCACCAACCUCGGUACACAGCAACGGUUGUCCCGACAAGCGGCGGCGCGACUCGCCGCCCUGCCCCCUGCGUCCCUCUCACGGCCGGCCUCUAAAUACUACUCCUACAUCACCACGGCCGCCCCCCUGCAGUAGAUCCCGCAGGCAAGCCAGCGAGAUCGGCGCGUCGCGUGACUCCGCCCAACUAGUAAAGCAGCACAGAUGGUGGAGAUCCCGGUGGUCGACCUGCGGCUCGCCGGCGCGCAGCAGGAGGAGUCGGCGCGGCUGCGGGACGCGUGCGAGCGCCUGGGCUGCUUCCGCGUGUCCGGCCACGGCGUCCCCCGGGCGCUCCAGGCGGAGAUGAAGGCCGCCGUGCGCGCGCUCUUCGACCUCCCCGACGAAGCCAAGCGCCGCAACGCCGACAUCAUCGCCGGCAGCGGCUACGUCGCGCCCAGCCCCGCCAACCCGCUCUACGAGGCCUUCGGCCUCCUGGACGCCGCGGACCCCGCCGACGUCGACGCCUUCUGCGCGCGCCUCGACGCGCCGCCCCGCGCCAGGGAGACCGUCAAAAGCUACGCCGAGGCGAUGCACGAGCUGAUCGUGGACGUCGCCGGCAAGGUGGCCGCGAGCCUGGGGCUGGAGGGCCACCCGUUCCAGGACUGGCCGUGCCAGUUCCGCAUCAACAGGUACAACUACACGCAGGACACCGUGGGCUCCUCGGGCGUGCAGAUCCACACGGACUCCGGCUUCCUCACCGUGCUCCAGGAGGACGACUGCGUCGGCGGCCUCGAGGUGCUGGACCCCGCCACCGGCGAGUUCGUCCGCGUCGACCCCGUCCCCGGCUCCUUCCUCGUCAACAUCGGCGACGUCGGCACGGCGUGGAGCAACGGGAGGCUGCACACCGUGAAGCACCGGGUGCAGUGCGUGGCGGCGGUGCCGCGCAUCUCGAUCGCCAUGUUUCUGCUCGCGCCCAAGGACGACAGGGUGUGCGCGCCGGAGGCGUUCGUCGACACGCAGCACCCGCGCCGGUUCAAGGCGUUCAACUAUGAUGACUACAGGAAGCUCCGGCUGUCCACCGGCGAGCGCGCCGGCGAGGCGCUCGCUCGAAUGGCGGCCUGAGACGCGUGACGUAGCUAUUUGGCGGGGGCUCUGCCUGUUGGCUCGAGAGUGUAACUCUGAGCUUUUCAGAGAGAGCUAACCUUCAGUCGAUUAUUGACAGUUGAACCAAGUGAGGCUGUGAAUUGUCGUUGUUUUCAUCGAUCAAUAAAAUCUUGUACGAAUUGCAAAAGUGAAAACUGCAAAAAGUGCAAACACGACGGCAAUCUUUUUUUAUUUUUAUUUUUUUCAGCCAAUUAUUAUUCUUAGAGCAACUAGUGGUCAUGUGGGCAGCCCACCAUGUGUUUUGAAGGUUGCACGCAAGCAAAUACCAAGUCAUCGUUAUUUGCAAUCA
Molecule: messenger RNA, 1441 nt
Organism: Aegilops tauschii subsp. strangulata
Lineage: Eukaryota; Viridiplantae; Streptophyta; Magnoliopsida; Poales; Poaceae
Product: 2-oxoglutarate-dependent dioxygenase DAO
Source: RefSeq, a predicted model, not a curated record